Messenger RNA from Pieris napi, 1092 nucleotides. Its product is annotated as transmembrane protein 138-like. NCBI's taxonomy places the organism in Eukaryota, Metazoa, Arthropoda, Insecta, Lepidoptera, Pieridae. Gene Ontology annotation, cellular component: cilium. The coding region runs from base 210 to 689 and encodes 159 amino acids. The transcript has 4 exons. The record is from RefSeq and is a predicted model, not a curated record.
UACUCCAUUUCAAUUUUCAUAAGUUGAAAGUUCAUGGAAAUUUAUUGUAGUACAUUGAUCUAUGAUUGUUUUUUGUUUGUAAUUUACAAAUUAGGCUACAUAAUUGUUACAAUAUUUUUACUGUUUUUUGUAAUAUUUUUUCUAAAGUAUUAUCGUAUUGAUUGUUUCUAUUCGAGCAGUCGUUUAUUUCUUAUUAACCAGUGGACAACAUGAAAGUGUCGGUGCCUAGAUACUCGACAUGUUUGGUGUUUCAGAUGUUAUUUAUGUGCUGUGAUUUGUUAUUUAAUUGUUGGAGUCUCUUUCCUAAGAGUCGUGGUGGACUUCUUCUGUUGUUCUUUUUUCAGGAUUUGUGCCUUGUGUUGGCAAUAACAUCAAUUUUGAUACCAUUAUUCUCUACAUAUCUUUUUCAAGCUGGGUUAAUGGAAGUUUUGAUUCGCAAAUUCAGAGUGGCCGGAAUUGUGAUUCUAGCAUAUUUUUUGCUAUCCAUUGCUUUGCAGUCUGCAUGGAUCAUUGAAAAGUGGGAUGAUACGGAAUCUGUCUCAACACCCCUUGUUAUGGUUUUAUUUACACUUCAAAGAUGCAUGGCACCCGGCUAUUACUUCUUUUAUAAGCGUGCUUCACUCAUGGUAAGCGACCCACGCUUCUAUGAGGACGUCGACUGGUUCAACCAGAACAGGACUGAAAAGUAGACUCAAAAAACACGCCACAAAGUAACGCUAACGAUGAAACAUGAUGUAAUCAUAUUAACAUUUAUCAAUUACUUUAAUACUAUAACUUAGCUGUAGAGGCUGCUCUCGUGCCAGGUGUUAAGAAAAACUUAAGACUGUUUACAAUAUUAGGCUCCAAAUAUGUAAAAGAAUGUCAUUUGUAAGGAAUCUUGAUAAGAUAUUUACUUUUAGGUAGUAGUCAUAUAAUAUAAUCAUAGAAUCUAAGUAGUAGUACUGAACCCAUCUGUAUCUCUAGGUCUACAUUGAUCUCAUUAGUAUUAAUCAAAUCCUUUUUAAGGAAUAUGAUUGAAAAUUUUAAUUCUAGUCUCGUAAGCUGAUCUCAAUGCUGUAUUAUUACUGUGUGAAUAAAUGUGUGUUAAUGAUA